Messenger RNA from Cyclospora cayetanensis, 4662 nucleotides. RefSeq names its product plectin. Lineage: Eukaryota; Apicomplexa; Conoidasida; Eucoccidiorida; Eimeriidae. The record is from RefSeq and is a predicted model, not a curated record. Gene Ontology annotation, molecular function: ribosomal large subunit binding; tRNA binding. The coding region runs from base 1 to 4662 and encodes 1553 amino acids. The transcript is spliced from 18 exons. Gene Ontology annotation, cellular component: RQC complex. Gene Ontology annotation, biological process: ribosome-associated ubiquitin-dependent protein catabolic process; rescue of stalled cytosolic ribosome.
AUGACGACCGUUGCAUCUUCACCGGGAGGAGCAGCAGCAGCACCACCAGCCUCUGCCUCGCUUUCGAUGGCUUCUUCAUCCGGGCUUGCGCAAAUCUAUGUCUUGGGUAACCUCAUUGUGGCAGAAAGCAGCAGCAACACCAUCGUUGCUGUGCUGAGGACGCACUCGCUGCAGCAGCAGCAGCAACAACAGAAGGAAGGGGAGCAGCAGCUGCAACAAAGCAUCAGGGUAGCCGUCGGCAGCACUUAUGUUGUUGAACCUCCUGCCGCCUCAUUGCUGCUAGGAGGACGAAAUGCCGCUUUCUUCACUGCGGAUAAAACUGCCGAGUUGUUGAUGCAGCUAGUGCAGCAGCAGCAACAGCAGCAACCCUUGACUUUGGGAAGCCUCUUCUCAAAAAUUGUCUGCUUUUCGCAUCCGGCGCUGCAGCAGCAUUGUCUUACGCUGCAUGGACUUAAGCCUCAGCAGAAGCUUCCGGCAGGGGCGGCAGAGGCGACAGCUGCCGUUGCAGCUGCAGCACCGCAGUUUUCUCUCGCCAUUCAUGAGGCUAUGCGCCUGGCGGAGGUAAGCAGACAGGACGAUUUUUUGGGUGAUGUGCCCGACGCGCAGCAGCAGCAACAGCAGCAGCAGUCUGGAGAGCGCCGCGGCUACAUAAUUGCUCGCCGCAAAGCAGAAACAGAAAAAGCAGACACCGAUUUGGCAGCAUCAGCGGUGACAGAUCAGCCGCGAGAGCAGCAGCGUCAGCAUCAGCUUUUCGAGUUGCUGGAGUUCACGCCAGUGCUGCUGCACCAACACGCCUCUCUUCCAGUGCUCAAGGCUCCUGAGCAGCAGAAGCGCGAUGAAGCUGCGGCUGCAGAGGCAGCGGCAGCGGCUGUUGCCGCUGCCUCUGCAGCGGAUGCAGCAGCAACAGCGGCAACAGCAGCAGCAGCAGCACAGGCGUCAGAAGUCACUCCGACAGCAGCGACUCCAGCAGCAGGCAGCACUGUGGCCUUAUGGUACAGAGACUUCAGCAGUUGCGUGGACGACUUUAUUGCUGCGGCGGAUCUGCGCGUUGAGCAGCAGCAGCAGCAGCAGCAGCAGACUGCGGCAGCAAGUCGUGUGGGCAAGGCGCAGCAGAACCAGCAGCAGCGUCUGCUGCAGUUGCAGCAGCAGCAGCAAGAGCAAGAGCAGCAAGCUGCAGCUAUUGAGGCCAACCUUCAGCUGGUAGAAGACGCCAUUCAGCUGCUUCGUGCAGCCGUUGCGGCGGGUGUAUCGUGGGAGGAACUGAACAUGCAUCUGAAGCAGCAGCAGCGCAAGGGGCACCCCGUAGCUUCGCAUAUUCACAGACUCUCUCUGGAGAAGAAUGAGGCGUUUUUGCUGCUACCCGCAGCAGCGGCAGACGCGGAAGAAGAAGCAGCAGCAGCAGCAGGAGACGCCGGGGGUGCAGCAGAAGGGAGCGCAGCAGCAGCUGCAGCAGCAGCUGCUGCUGCCGAUCUUCCGCAGCAGCAGCAGCUGCUGCUGGUGCCUGUGAACCUCUCGCUUUCUGCCUUUGGCAAUGUGGAGGCUUUGCAUGCAGCUCGCAAGGCUUUGCGUGAGAAGGAGCACAAGACGACACAGCAAAUGGCAGCCGCCCUUGCCGCUGCUGCUGCGUCUGGAGGCAAGGCGAAGCAGCAGCAGCAACAGCAUGCCAAGGGGUUAAAGCCGCAGCAGCAGCAGCAGGAACUGAAGAAGCUGAGGAAGCCUUUUUGGUUCGAGAGAUUUUAUUGGUUCAUAACGACAGACGGAUAUCUCGUGAUUGCCGGCAGAGACGCUCACCAGAACGAGCUGCUCUUCCGCCGCUACUUGCAGCAGCAGGAUUUGUAUGUUCACGGCGACAUUCACGGUGCUGCCACGUGUGUCAUCAAGACUGCGUUAAGUACGGCAGAUGCUGCCAGUGUGGCAGCAGAUGAGGCUCCUGUCCCUCCCCCCACGCUGCAGCAAGCUGCAGAAUUUGCCGUUUGUCGAAGCAGCGCGUGGCAGAGCAAAGCUCCUGUGGGAGCUUGGUGGGUGUGGGGGCAUCAGGUAUCAAAGGCAGCACCUUCGGGAUUGUAUCUGAGCACGGGGGCUUUUAUGAUUAGGGGAAAGAGACACUUCGUGAGCGUGCAUCGCUUAGAAAUGGGCCUGACCAUUCUUUGGAGGCUUGGUGACGAUGCAUCUAUUGCGAGACAUCGAGGAGAGCGAGCUCGCAAGCACGCUUUGUGUGGCGAAGAGGACGUCGUAUCCCAGUGCAAGACGCAGCAACAGCAACAGCAGCAGCAACAGCAACAGCAGCAUCGACUGCAGCAGCAGCAACUGCAGCAACGGGAGGAGAAGGCAGUACAAGAGGGCGGCUCGCCUGUAGGCGCAGCUGCGGCUACGGCAUUUGAUGCUUCUGGUCAAGACACAGCAGCGUCUGCCUCACGGACUGCUGCUGGAGAAGCUCCUAGCACAGAGGUCGAUCGUGAAGCUGCAGCAGCAGCAGCAACAGCUCCCAGAAAGCCGAAGAAAGCUUUGGGGUUUACUGAAGUUAGCAGCACCAGCAUCACCACCAGCAGCAGAGCUAUGAGCAUUCGCAGCGCUGCACGGAAGCCUACUGGAUAUUCGCGACCAGAAAAUGUUUUGAAACAUGCCGGGAGGGAGGCUCUCGAAGAGCUGCAGGAAAUGCGUCUAGAAGCAGAGAAGCAGAUGGCUCAGGAGCAGCAGCUGCUGCUGAAGGCGCAGCAGCAAGAGGAGGAGCAAGAACGGCAGAGGCAGCAACAGCAGCAACAGCAGCAGCAGCAACAGCAGCAACAGCAACAGCAGCAACAGCAACAUCGCCGCGUAAAGAAGGCUGCGUUUCGUUUAGCUGAUUCAGGUAACCUCGAGGAGGAUGCAGCAGCAGCAGCAGCAGCAGCUACUGCCCGUCGUGGGAGGCGUCGGAAACCUACAGGCCACGUUUCGGUAAAGGAUAUUGAGCAGCAAAGAGGGGUAGAAGCCGCAGAGAUCCUGCGAGAGCUUCAGCGUGAUGUAGAGCAGCAGCAGCAGCAGCAGCAGCAGCAGCAACAGCAGCAGCAGCAGCAGCAGCAGCAGCAGGGGCACGAGUUUGGUCGCCGAAGCUCGUUGAAGACGAAGCAAGUAGAGGAGGCAUGCCAUGUGACCUUUUCGCCAGAGCCUCCUCGCGUCGUGUCAGACGUUCUUGAUUGCCUCCACGUGGAGUUCGACGAUUUACCCCCUGAGGAGAUCCCCGACUUGGAAGAGACGCGGCAUUCGCUUUUUGGCCCCUCGGACGGAGAAGAAGAGGAGGCUGGGCAGAAGCAGGAAGGCAGGGAUGAUGUCGCCACUGCCAUUGCUGCCGCGAAGGAGGCUGCUGCCGAUGUGUUCCUGAGGCUUGUUGCAGAUGCACCGUCCAUUCAACUGACGACUGUCGAUGAUGCCCCUCCGACUUACUCCCAGGUGUCUGGAAUUAGCGUGGAUGUCGAGAAGAUGCUGAAUAGACACCGCAGCGCAGAUCAUGGCCCUCCGCCUCGCGGCUUUUUCGUAUGCGAAACACCUUCUGCAAAAGAGCUGCUCUCCCUUCAUCUGGACAUGAACCUAGAUGACGAUGACCUAGGGACGACUUCUGCGGACACCCGGCGUGACUUGGAAGCUGUUGCUGCAGCGGCAGCCUCGGAGGAUGCAGCGGCAGCUUCGGCUGCUGCUGAAUCGGGAGACUUUUAUUUGGUUCCUGCUGGUGGUGAUUGGUUGGACUCGUCUUCAGAGGAGGGAGCGGAGGAGGACACGGUAUCGGCGAGAGAGGGAGGCACUCCCGAAGAGGACGAAAGCGAAUUGCUGCAGCUGCUGGAGACAUGCAACGAGCAGCAGCAGGAGCAGCAGCAGGCCAAAGCACGUCUGUCUGCUGCAGCGCGCCGUCGGAUCAAAAAAGGCGCAGCAGCGGCAGCCGUAGAUACAGCGGAAACAUUUGAGACUUCCAAACAGGAACUCCUAGAGGCGCAGCGGCAACAGCAACCCAAGAUGCCGAAGCAGCAGCAACUUCCUCGUGGACGGAGAUCCAAGGAAAAACGCGCGCAAAAGAAAUACGCCGAUCAGGACGAAGAGGAGAGGGCACAGAGAAUGAAGCUGAUUGCCAGCGCUGGGGAGUCGGCGCGGAGUCGAGAGGCAGCGGCCGCAGCGCAGCGGACUGCAGAGGCUCAGAGGCGGAAAAAGGAGAGGCAUGAAUGGAAAAGCAUGCUGCAUCACAUGCAGGGAGAGGAACCCCCGCCUGCCGCUGCAGACUUCGCUGUGCGUCCACUUCCUGAGAGCAUGUGCAGAUGCGAAGCCACGCAGGGAGAAGAAAGGUUAAGUCAACUGGACUUGCUGACAGCAAAUCCCACUCCCGAGGAUUCGAUCAUUGCAGCCGUUCCUAUGGUGGCACCCUUCUCUGCUCUUCAGGGCAGCCCUUACCGCUGGAAGGUAGUUCCGGGGUUGCUUAAGCGAGGCCGCGUGGCGUCUCUCUGCAUGCGGCUCCUCCUGCAAGCAGCGCAAAAUCCUACACAGAAGGAACUGCUGAAGCACCUGCAGACGACUGAACUGGUACUGUGCUUGCUGGGAGAUGCGCAACUUUCUGGACAGGGCGUGCAGCGCAUGCAGACGGCAGAAAGAAGGCAAAAGAAGCAGCAGAAGCAGCAGCAGCUGAAAGAGGAGGAAAGCUAA